Ogataea philodendri is the source of this 993-nucleotide messenger RNA. RefSeq lists its product as uncharacterized. NCBI's taxonomy places the organism in Eukaryota, Fungi, Ascomycota, Pichiomycetes, Pichiales, Pichiaceae. Gene Ontology annotation, cellular component: Set1C/COMPASS complex. Bases 1 to 993 code for a protein of 330 amino acids. Gene Ontology annotation, molecular function: protein binding; chromatin binding. The transcript has a single exon. The record is from RefSeq and is a predicted model, not a curated record.
AUGGCGACUCCGUUGUCUGGGAACCUGCUUUUGUCACUGAGACCGUCCAAGAUCUUCAGCAACCAUGUUCCCGAUACGCCGAUCACGUCUCUCGACUUCGACGCCUCGGGCCAGUUCCUAGUUUCCGCCGGCGUCGACGAAAGCAUACAUCUUUACGACGUGACCAAGGGAAAACAUAUGAAACCAAUCUACUCGAAGAAGUACGGCUGUCAUCUUGCCCGGCUUGCACGUAAGGAAAAAACAUGUGUCUACGCCUCAACAAAGGAAAACGAUACUCUCAGAUACCUCUCUUUACACGAUAACUCGUUUAUCAGGUAUUUCAAAGGCCAUACGGCAAUGGUCACAGACGUGGAAAUGGGCGACCUCAACCACAUGUUUCUAAGCUCGUCUCUUGAUAACACCGUCAAAUUGUGGGAUACUCGAACUGCCAAUUGCCAAUCGUCAUUGGCGACCGAACAGGCUCCAAAUCACGUGGCUCUUGAUCCGACAAACUCUACAGCCGCAAUCUACAACACAUCCACAAACACGCUCUCGCUGCAUGCCAUUGGAAACCUCACCGACACCCCGUUCGAGUCGACCGUUUGCUCGUACGUGCGGCCAAACUCCGUCGUUAAAGUCAUGUUCAUGAAUAAUAACGAGCAUAUAUUAUUAACCACCAAUUCAACAGAACAUUACAUACUCGACGCAUUCAACUUGAAACUGGUUGCACGACUACUCAGACAAUUGCCGUUCAUCGACAGAAAGUAUCCAGACACAGGAAACUUGACGGUCUCGCCAGAUUGUCGGUUCAUCUACGGUGGAAACGGCGACGGCUCGGUUUUGGUCUGGGACAUGAAACUAUUAGCGUCGCAAGACCUCCCAACGGUGUUGAACCCGGUGAAAAAAAUCGAAAACCAAACAAAAACACUCCCGCGAAUGCUCCUGUUCAAUCCACAGUACUGCGUGAUGGCCUCCGCAGACACAGAACUCUGCUUGUGGACACCCACCUUAUAA